CUAUCCUCAAAAGGGAAAGACGGACCGAAAGCGGAGCCAGCGUCUUUUCCCGCUUGGCUGGCAACGUUUGCGGCGGAAUUUCCCAGCUCUGCAGCCGCGGGGUGCAGGAAAGUGAAUGGCGAUCGGGGCUCGGCGGCGGCGCAACAUGAUUCAGGAAUUCUGUUUUCUCUCCAGCUUCGUGGCAGCUAUUGCCACCCAAAGUUUGGAUGGAACACCAUCCUGUCCAAGAGCAUCUAUCCAAGGCGGGGACAUCUCUCUCUCCGACGGAUAUCGUCCAGGAAGUAUCCUCAAUUUUGUCUGCCCAGCUGGCACUUACCCCUAUCCCACACCCAGCCGGGUCUGCCAGUCGGAUGGCAAAUGGACACCAAUGCAUCACCCUAGUGGGAAGCCAACCAACGUGGCACGUUGCAGAGAUAUACGCUGCCCAGGCCAGCACAACUUUGAAAAUGGGUUUUUCAUCCCACGGCGAACUUUCCACCCCAUUGGAGACAUCCUGAGUUUUCAGUGUUCUGAAGGGUACCAGCUCCUCGGCUCGUCCCAGCGAUACUGCCAGCCCAACGGCCUAUGGAAUGGGACCUCUCCUGUUUGUGAUGAUGGAGUCGGGCACUGCCUCGCUCUUGCUGUGCCCCCGGGGGCCAUUGCUACAGGAAAAGGCAACCGUCUGGGUGAUCGGAUCUCAUUCGAAUGUCAAGCCAGCUUAGACUUGAUUGGAUCAUCCCAACGGGUCUGCAUGCUGGACGGCGAAUGGUCUGAUACGCAGCCAAGUUGUAGAGCCAGUUAUUCUUAUGACCGAGCUGAAGAUGUUAAAGCUGAGUUUGGAGCCUCGUUGACGGAUGUUCUGAGUGAAGUAUCCACCUUUGAGUUGGACCCAACUGGAACAAUUCAAACUCCCUCUUUAGGCCGAAGAAUUAUACUGACCAAAGAUAGCUUCCUCUAUGUUUACUUCCUGUUGGAUGCUUCCCACAGCGUGACAGAACCUAACUUUUCUAUCUUUAAAGAUGCUGUAAGCGAAAUCAUCAUCAAGAUUUCUAGCUUUGAAGUUCCGGUCAAGUUCUCAGUCAUAUCUUAUGCCAGCCAGCCCAAGACAAUUGUUGACAUUGGUGCUGAUGCUGCUGAAGAUCCGGAUAUGGUGCUUGAGGCGAUGGAAAAUAAUAUGAAUUACAAAGAUCACGGCAAUUCAACCGGCACCAACAUUUACGCGGCGCUUCAUGCAGUUUAUGAGAUGAUGAUUAACGAAGAACAAUUUUCAAAAGAUCAAUGGGGCAAAGCCCGCCAUGCUAUCAUUCUGCUUACGGAUGGAAAAUCCAAUCUUGGAGGUUCUCCCAAAAGGGCAGUAAGCCAGAUAGAAGAUCUGCUGAAUGUGAGAGAAAACCGAAAAGAUUAUCUUGAUAUCUAUGUUUUUGGCAUUGGGAACCUCGAAGUUGAGUUGAGUGCCAUGAAUGAGAUUGCAUCGAAAAAGCCAGGGGAAAGGCAUGUCUUUGUGAUGAAAAAUCCACAGGAACUGAAGAGCGCUUUUGAAGAUCUGUUGGAUCCUAGAGAUUUGGAGGCCAUUUGUGGUUUGUCAAACUACUCGGAGAACGCAAGGUGGGAUCAGAAGAACCCUUGGCAUGUACAUCUCCAAAACACACGUCAUAGGGAUACUACUUGCCGAGGUGCCUUGAUUUCCAACACCUGGGUUCUAACAGCGGCUCACUGCUUCAACCACUUGAAAGACAUCUCUAAUUGGAUCGUGGUUCUGGGAGGAGAAAUCAGGCUACAGAUAAAGAGGCGGAUUGACCACGAAUUAUACAACAUUCGAGCCAAAAAGGCGGAGGGCAUCCAAGAAUUCUAUGACUACGAUAUCUCCCUCAUUGAACUGGAGAAACCUGUGACUUUCGGAGGAAGAAUCAGACCGAUCUGCCUCCCUUGCACCGAAGGGGCCAGCAGAGCCUUGAAGAAAAAGCCCGGAACAACAACAUGCAGAGAUCAUGAACUGGAGCUACUGAGUUUUGAGAAGGUGCCUGCCGAGUUCAUUUCCUUGGAAAACAAGAGAAUGAAUGUACAGAUCAAGACCAAAGCAAGUCGUCCCAUGUGUGCUUCUGGAGCUCUUCAGAAGAUAUAUGCCAACGUGUCCAAUGUCGGCGAAGUGGUGACCGACAGGUUCCUGUGCAGUGGAGAAGAUAUGUCGUUGGAAGCCUACACUUGCAAAGGUGAAUCUGGAGGAUCACUCUUUGUUGAAAGGAGACAAAGACAUUUUCAGGUGGGUGUGAUCAGCUGGGGCACGUACGAUCCAUGUGCACGGCAUAAUAAAAAUGUUGAUGGGGAGGUGAUACGAGAUCGGCCAAGCAAAGAAUCCAAACCACGAGACUUCUACAUCAGUCUAUUUCAAGUGCAGGAUUGGUUAAGAAAAUAUCUGGACAACUCCUUGACAUUCAUUCCCAUGCAAGCAGACGGAGAAAGAGAGGCAGGAAUGCAGAAGGUUCAUCCACUCAUUUACAUCGCCAUUGUCCUUGUGGCACUUGGCACAGAUGUGGUGGAUGCUCAGUGUGAUGUGACGAAGGCAAAUGAAAUUAAAGGAGGCAAAACAGUAGCACUUCAGAACAACACAGUGCUUAAGUAUAUAUGCCCAGAUGGCCAAUACCCAUACCCUACUGAGUACCGGACAUGCGAAUGGAAUAAAUCCUGGAGCACUAUGAAAAAUAAAAAUAAGAGGGUCAUCGACCAGGCCAUCUGCCAAGCUAUUCGUUGCCCCAGAGUUACAGAAUUUGAAAAUGGUUACUAUGAGCCACCACAGCCAUAUUACAAUAUAAACCAGAACAUCACAUUUACUUGCUACGCGGGAUACAGCAUGAAGGGGCCUGAAGUCCGCACCUGCCUUCCCAAUGGGAAAUGGAGUGGAAAAAUAACCAUUUGUGAUGAUGGAACUGGCCAUUGCCUUAACCCGGGGAUCCCAAUUGGUGGCCGAAAAGAAGGAAACCAAUAUCGAAUAGAAUAUAGUGUCCGCUACACUUGUGAGAAUGGUCUUACUCUUUUUGGAUCCAGUGAACGGAUUUGCCAAGAAUCAGGAAGCUGGAGUGGAUCAGAACCAGAGUGUCGAUACCCAUAUAGUUUUGACACCCCAGAAGAAGUUGCCAACAAUUUCAUUUCAUCUUUGACUGAAACUGCUGAAGCGGCAGAUGCCAAUAGAAAUAUCUCCUCUACACAGAAGCGAAAAAUUGUCAUUAAGAAAGGAGGCACAAUGAACAUCUACUUUCUCCUCGAUGCCUCAAAAAGUAUUACUGCAGCGAAUCUCAACAGUACAAAGAAUGUUACAAUCAAGUUGAUUGAGAAGAUCUCCAGCUAUGACGUCUCCCCCAAUUAUGCCAUCAUCACUUUUGCCACAAACAGCAAAGAAGUUUUGACCACAAUGGAUCCACGCAGCACUGAUUCAGCCUGGGUGAUUGAGCAACUACAAAAUAUUCAAGUUUCUGAGCAUAAGAUAAAGUCAGGAACCAACAUCAAGAAAGCCUUGACAACUGCCUAUGAAAUGAUGAUUAGCCAGGAAGCUGAGGAGAAGAAUCGUGGAUUAAAUCCUGCUCCUAUUGUCAAUUCCACACGCCAUGUGAUCAUCCUCCUGACUGAUGGUCGCUUCAACAUGGGUGGGGAUCCAAUGCCUACCAUGAAAAGUAUUAAGGAAUUCCUUAAGAUUAAGGAAUCUGGCUCCAAUUCUCGCAACCAAUUCUUAGAUGUUUAUGUCUUUGCUGUUGGAGAUGAAAUCAACAGGGGAGUCUUAAAUGAUUUGGCAUCGAAGAAACCUGGUGAAAAGCAUUUCUUCGUAAUGAAGAACAUAACCAACCUGCAAGCGUCCUUUGAUUCAAUGAUUGAUGAGAGCGAAGUUUUGUCUAUGUGUGGCUUGGCAAAAGAACACCUGAAAGAUCAGCAGAAUAAUCCCUGGAAUACCAAGAUCGCCAUCACGCGUUCUGGUGGCGCAGGGUUUGGCCACUGCAAAGGAACCCUCGUUUCUGAGUAUUUUAUCUUGACAGCAGCUCACUGUUUCACUAUCGAUGAUACGGCCGACCACAUCAAAGUCACAAUUGGAGACAACAAGCAACCGUAUCCUGUGGCUAACAUUUACCUCCACCCACAAUACAAUGUCGGAAAGCUGAAAAAUCGUGGAAUCCCUGAAUUCUAUGAUUAUGAUGUCGCCCUGAUAAAACUUGGCAAAAAAGUUGAAUUCAGUUUCAGUGCCAGGCCAAUUUGUUUACCGUGUACACAAGGAACAACCCGAGCUCUGAGGAAACCCCUUGCAACAACCACUUGCCAGGACCAUGAAAAUGAGCUGCUACCUGUGGGAAACAUUCGUUCUUUUUUUGUAAGUGACUGUAAGUACCAACACGAAAGCAUUGGACUAGUUCGCAGACCUGUUCAAAUCAAGAAUAGUGACAAGAAAAUGGCCUGUGAACAAGAUGCACGGAAUGCCAAAUUCUACAAAAACAUUACCAAUAUCAAAGAUGUGGUGACUGAUAACUUUCUCUGCACGGGGGGACAGGAUCCUGUGCUGGACCCCAAUACAUGCAAAGGUGAUUCUGGCGGUCCUCUCAUUAUUCAGAAAAAGUUGCGUUAUAUUCAGGUUGGCGUGAUUAGCUGGGGUGUGGUUGAUGUCUGCGGUCACCAUGGUACAACAUGUGAGGCACCCAACAAAUUGAAGAAGCGUACCUCCUAUUCCAGGGAUUUUCACAUCAACCUCUUCAAAGUUAUUCCAUGGCUCAAAGAACAGCUGGCUGAUGAGGGAUUGGAGUUCAUCUAGAGAAGUUCUCUUCCCAGCCCGUUCGGAUGCUCUGUGUAAAUAGAAAUCGUUCCCAGUAAAGUCUGUGUUAACAAUGGCUCUCCAAUGUAACUGUAUAGACAAAACAAUAAAUGUGAUAUGUGUUGUCUUUUGCUUA
Molecule: messenger RNA, 4901 nt
Organism: Thamnophis elegans (Western terrestrial garter snake)
Lineage: Eukaryota; Metazoa; Chordata; Lepidosauria; Squamata; Natricidae
Exons: 36
Coding region: 116-4765 (1549 amino acids)
Biological process (GO): complement activation; proteolysis
Cellular component (GO): extracellular region
Molecular function (GO): serine-type endopeptidase activity
Source: RefSeq, a predicted model, not a curated record